CUAGUUAUUGUAAAGCUUUAUGUGACUACUGACAUUCAGGCAAAAAUUGCUUUCCGACAUUCCUUACUCAUGGUACAGUAAUAGUGUACUUAAUCCUUAGUUACUGGCUAAUACAGAUUCACAGUUUAGUUAAAAAGUAUUCUCAAUAUAUACCUAGAUUGAUUUUUCCAUUACAAGAUGAGGAGUGUCUUCAGAAUUCAGACUUUGCUUUAUGAGACUGGGAAGUACCAAACACAUCUUGAUAUGCGCAAAUUGGGAGGAAAGCGACUUGAAAUAACGGUGAUACUUGGGCUGACUUGCUAGGGAUUUGUGUGCAGUAAUGCAGGUAACUCUUGUGGUAUGUUUAUUGACAUUAUUAGGUUUGCUACAUGAUAGGAGUAUCUUUAAUUGAGCUUCCAUCAAAGUGUUAAUUUUAUUUGAAUGUCGAUUCUGCAUGUAAAAUAGCUGUCUGUCUAUGAUAAAUAGUAGCUGCUUUGAACUUUUUUAUGGUUCUCACUUCUUGAUGAUCGUGAUUUCAUAAUAUACUUGUACUCGCACCAUGUUUCUAAGUUUGAUACUAGCUAGUGUUUAAGCUUUUUUUCAGCACUGGUUCUGUUUUUGCUCCUGUAGAAUACGGAAGAAUGAUUCAUUAGUUAUUUAAGAUGGUCAGUGCCUUCGGCUAUCAUGGAAGCUGCCUGAGAUUGAAGGUAAAAGGUAGCCUGCUAACAGAUGGAUUCAUGCAAAACGGUUAUGAAACUAAAAGACCACACAGCGAGAAGAGAGCACCAAUAAAAUCUGAGAUGCAUUCAGUGGGUUGUUCAUCUGUUAUCAGUGAAUGCAUAAAAAAUUAAAGAUUCUUCAAAAAUAGUUGGGAUAAGAUAAUAUCCUAAAUAUUAUAUGAAGAACUGUAAUGCUUGCUCAUUAUACUAAUCCUUUCUUGGCUAGUUUAUUGAGAAAGUAAAAGCAAGGAGAUGUACCCUAAUAUGUAAUUACCUUGUGCCAUGUUCAUGAGCUCCCAGUUAUAUAUAUCAUAGUAAAAAAGGAUGUAAAAUGGAAUUGGUAUGUAUAACACAUGGAACUAAUAAAAUUUAAAGAACUAUUAAUAUUUUGGAACGUUAUGUUGUUUGAAUGUAUCCUUGCAUGCUUUUAGGGGCCGUUAGUUUGUUAAAACAUAUACAAAUUAAUUCACUCAAAAUGAACCUACAUAGAAUAAUCCACUUGUUGGAGCGAAGCACAUGAGAGAGAGAAUGGAAAGAGGAGAGAGAAGAUUCAUGCAAUAUUUUUCAUAUCGUUAAAACGUUUUCUGAGUUGAUGAUAACCUCAUGCAAUUGUUGUUAAUCUCGGAGCCGUCAUGCAUUUUCUGCUUAGUCACUUGUUAAAUGAUUCCAUACAUGUACUACUUAUGCUUCUGUUAAUUGCAUCACCAUUACAUCAAUAACACCAGUAUUCCUGUACUACUUCCCUUUGUCGUGAGUGUGUUUGUAAUUGUACUGAGAUGGGGAGACCUCCAUGUUGUGACAAGUCCAAUGUAAAGAAAGGACCUUGGACCCCAGAAGAAGAUGCAAAGGUACUUGCUUACGUAGCCAACCAUGGGAUUGGCAAUUGGACCCUGGUUCCUGAGAAAGCAGGACUUAACAGAUGCGGGAAGAGCUGUAGGCUUAGGUGGACUAAUUACCUGAGGCCUGAUCUCAAGCAUGAUGCUUUCACACCUCAAGAAGAAAAUCACAUUUUAGUCCUUCAUCAAGCUGUAGGUAGCAGAUGGUCUCUCAUUGCCAAACACCUACCUGGAAGAACAGAUAAUGAUGUCAAAAACCACUGGAACACAAAACUACGAAAGAAGCUCAUGAAGAUGGGGAUCGAUCCUGUAACCCAUAAGCCAAUCUCUCAGAUAUUAACGGAUUUUGGAAACAUCAGCCCAUUUCCCAACUCCAGAAACCAUGUUGAUCCACUUAAUGGUUUCGCAAACAACUUCAUGUCAAAUUCAGAAGCAUCUGUAGUCACAACAGAUUACGCAAUCCCCCCAAUGCUCAACACAACAAUGCUGGAACAAGUUCAGGACAAUCACUUUGGCAACAAUUAUGUAUGGGAGAAUGCAGAAGCUUCUUUUCAAGCCAAAACACAAGAAAUAUCAUCUCCCCUUAAGUCAUUAGCUUCAUGUCAUGUCACAGAAUUGAGCUCUCCACAAUCUUUACCAUGGAAAUCUUCUCAGCUCCAGCCAAUGCAAUCUUCUAGCUCAGGUUGGAAUGACUUUCUUCUCAAUGACCUAUCACUCCUGACAGAUCUAGAGCAACAAGAGGAGCCAAAGUCCAACGGUAUCAUAGCACCAUCAAGUUGUCCUUCAGUUCCAGUGCAAAAUGAGAAAUGCGAAAACAACUUUUCAGAAGGUAGUUCAUCAUCUGCGGUGGACUCAUUUGUGGAUUCCAUCUUGAAUCAAGACAAAGAGCUGCAGUCUGAAUAUCCUCAAAUCUUCUCAGAUGGAUACUUUAACUACUGACUUCUUAGAGUAUCACUUUAUUGUUCCACCUACUAGAGGGUAAGAAUAGUUCUUAAUUUUCAGCAUGAAGAAUAAUGUAUGGCAUGUAGCUAGAUUUUUAAGUGAGGACUAUAUUGGUGACAAAUAGAGAGUAGCAUUUGUUUCGUUUA
This is a messenger RNA of Daucus carota subsp. sativus, 2622 nucleotides long. RefSeq names its product transcription factor MYB35. The transcript is spliced from 4 exons. The record is from RefSeq and is a predicted model, not a curated record. The coding region runs from base 1475 to 2473 and encodes 332 amino acids. NCBI's taxonomy places the organism in Eukaryota, Viridiplantae, Streptophyta, Magnoliopsida, Apiales, Apiaceae.